AUGCGUCACUACGUUCACUUCAAUUCAGAAUCGUUUGAGGUUUACGAACGUGUAAUUGGUCCAUGCAAUGACUUGCAGGGGCUGGCCGAAGUGUCAAGUCAGUGUUUUCAUCCUCCCAGAGAAGUCUGGUACCAAUUUAUCGACCCCGGAGAGAUGAAAGGCAUGGGUGCAAACUCAUCGUCUCAGCUCGAACGUGAAAUAAACGGGGAACCGCAUUCGGGAAAUGAACAUUAUUAUGGAUUAGUAAACUUCGGCAACACAUGUUACUGCAAUUCCGUCAUUCAAGCUUUAUAUUUUUGUCGGCCGUUUCGUGAGAAAAUACUCCAAUACAAGCAACAACUUAAGAAGACAGGUAGUCAAAAAGAGAAUCUGGUUACUUGCCUUGCCGAUCUUUUCCAUAAUAUUGCAACACAAAAGCGUCGAGUUGGUACGAUCGCCCCGAAACGGUUCAUCACGAAGUUGAAAAAAGAGAAUGAACUUUUCGACAACUAUAUGCAGCAAGACGCUCACGAGUUCUUAAAUUAUCUACUGAAUACAGUAUCUGAGACGCUCAUUGAAGAGAAAAAUGCCGAGAGAGAGCGCUUGUUGAGAAAUGGCACGUUACGUAAGGGCACUUUGGGGACUGAACGAGGGCGAGACGAGGCCAGCGGGUCGUCAUCAAAAACUGAUACUACAUGGAUUCACGAAAUUUUUCAAGGAACUCUCACGAAUGAAACCCGAUGUUUAUGUUGUGAAACUGUGUCAAGCAAAGACGAAGAUUUCCUUGAUUUGUCUGUUGAUAUAGAUCAAAAUGCUUCAAUUACUCACUGUUUGCGAGUAUUUAGUGAAACGGAAACAUUGUGUGGAGAUCAGAAAUAUUUCUGCGAAACAUGUUCGUCUAAACAAGAAGCUCAGAAACGAAUGCGUAUAAAACGGUUGCCGCAUAUGUUAGCGUUGCACUUGAAGCGCUUUAAAUAUAUGGAUCAACUUAGUCGUUACACGAAACUAUCGUAUCGCGUCUUGUUCCCGCUUGAGUUACGGCUUUUUAAUGUGAGUGAUGACGCAUCAAAUGGCGACCGCCUCUAUGACUUGAUUGCGGCAGUUGUGCACUGUGGAGCGACACCAAAUCGUGGUCACUACAUAACAAUAGUAAAAAGCAAUUCAUUUUGGUUGCUGUUUGAUGACGACAUAGUUGAUAAAAUGGAUAUCUCUUCUAUGGAGGAUUUCUUCGGACUCUCUGAUGGCGGCUUGCAGAAAAAUUCCGAAUCAGCCUACAUUCUGUUCUACCAAGCUCGAGAUUGCCCGGAUUUAUUGAAAACGAGCGGCUCAGCCAUCUCGAAUCACGCCUCUAUUUAA
Messenger RNA from Necator americanus (New World hookworm), 1335 nucleotides. RefSeq lists its product as uncharacterized. The record is from RefSeq and is a predicted model, not a curated record. Gene Ontology annotation, cellular component: cytosol; nucleus. NCBI's taxonomy places the organism in Eukaryota, Metazoa, Nematoda, Chromadorea, Rhabditida, Ancylostomatidae. Gene Ontology annotation, molecular function: cysteine-type deubiquitinase activity. Gene Ontology annotation, biological process: protein deubiquitination. The coding region runs from base 1 to 1335 and encodes 444 amino acids. The transcript has 11 exons.